CCACUCCAAGCAAAAUUCAAAACUAGCGCUCCGAAAGUUUCACUCUCCAAGGCAUUUCUCAGUUCUGAUCAAAGAACAUUUCGAUUCCCUUUCCAAUGGAGGCAGCGAAGACGUCGAGGGGAGCGGGAGGACGAAGAGGUGGAGACAGGAAGAAGUCGGUCUCGAAGUCUAUGAAGGCUGGUCUUCAAUUCCCCGUUGGUCGGAUUGCUCGGUAUUUGAAGAAGGGUCGCUACGCUCAGAGGACAGGCUCUGGUGCUCCGAUCUACCUCGCCGCGGUUCUUGAAUAUCUCGCUGCUGAGGUGCUGGAGUUGGCAGGGAAUGCGGCACGUGACAACAAGAAGAACAGGAUAAACCCGAGGCAUGUCCUUUUGGCCGUGAGGAACGACGAGGAACUGGGAAAGUUGCUACAGGGGGUAACCAUUGCUAGCGGCGGAGUUCUACCGAACAUCAACCCCAUCUUGCUGCCCAAGAAAACAGCUACUGAAUCUGACAAAGCAUCUAAAUCGCCCAAGAAGACCCCCAAAAAGGCCUAGUCUAGUAAAGAUAGUUCAAGGGAAGAAAAAGAAAAGAAAGCCCUCUUUUUGUAUAAUGAUCUCUGUGUAUGAGAUUGUUUUGUUUAUUAUUAGAUCUUAAUCCUAAUUUAGUAUCCUCUUUGCUUGGAAGUUUCUGGUGCAUAUUGUAGUUGCUUAAAGUUAAACUAGUUAAUGAAAAUCUAUCGGUUUUCUUUA
Molecule: messenger RNA, 728 nt
Organism: Juglans regia (Persian walnut)
Lineage: Eukaryota; Viridiplantae; Streptophyta; Magnoliopsida; Fagales; Juglandaceae
Product: histone H2A.1-like
Exons: 2
Coding region: 96-533 (145 amino acids)
Cellular component (GO): nucleosome
Molecular function (GO): structural constituent of chromatin; protein heterodimerization activity; DNA binding
Source: RefSeq, a predicted model, not a curated record